Ceutorhynchus assimilis (cabbage seed weevil) is the source of this 907-nucleotide messenger RNA. Lineage: Eukaryota; Metazoa; Arthropoda; Insecta; Coleoptera; Curculionidae. The record is from the annotation of a GenBank genome assembly.
UCCAACGACAGCGCCAUCUAUGGAUUAAAACCUGCACUCCGCAUGUAAACACGUGUGUGUGUCUUUGAUGAGGUUAUGAAUAAAUAAUGAAUGAUCCUCUAGCCCUAAGAAGAAAACACAGAAUAAAAGACUCAAAACAAAAUUACUAAUUAAAUAGAAAAACAGAAGUAUGACCAAGCUACGUAAACAGCGUCGAAAGAAAGUUUUUAGGCACAACGUCAACAGAAAAAGGGUCCGAAACAAGAUUUUCAAUCAGGGUAACAUUGGAUGUCAGAAAGUGAAAAACGAAUGGGACCAAAAAAAAUCUGUCCAAGGCAAUCUAGAAGAAAUGGGACUGUCCUACGAUCCAAACUUAACUAUAGCCAUACCAAAGCGAAAGAAACAACUAAAAGAAGCAUUAGGAGCCGUAGACGAUGAUUCACAAAAAGAAGAUCCCCAAGAACCCAAGAAAAAAUUUGUAGCACAAGCCCUAGAAGCAGACGCCAAAGCUCCUAGAGAAAAACGAUUCAGACUGCCAAAAGGCCAAGUCGAAUGGAUCACCUACUUGAUGAAAAAAUACGGGAAUGAUUACAGAGGGAUGGCAAGAGACAGCAAAAACUAUUAUCAAGAAACAUGGAAGCAGUUGAGACAGAAAAUAAGAAGUUUUAAAAAGAUUCCUGAGCAGUAUGAACGUUACUUGAAAGAGAAUGGUUUGGAGAGGGUUGAAUCGGAUGAAGAAACUAUGACAGAUGAUGAACUUUGAUGAUAUACAUUGUUUUUAUUGAUGUUUUUUUAUUAUAAGACUUACCUAAAUAAUACAAUAUGGUUCAAGAGAAUUAAUAGAAAAGUUGAAAUAUUUUUAGAAAAUAUUGUAUUUGUGAUCUUUCUAUUUCACCUAUUUCUCAAUUUGUUUCCUUACCGCUCAUUU